GGAAUCUAUCUCUAGAUUCUGGAAUCACUUCUCUUUCUCUUUUUUCUUUCAAUAAAGAAGCAGAAAAAAAAAAAAAAAUGUAUACGAGAGACAGACGACGCGUCGUCCUACGUUAUUCAGCAAAAUGCUAAAGCCCAUUGGCUUUGGAGAGAAAAACAAACGACGGCCUCAACUGGUUAUGCAUUAGCAUAACAUUUGAGUACUCAGUCACAGAAUUCUUGUCUCCCCAGCUUCCGGUUUCCAUGGCCGUCCGACUUUGACGCCAAAAUCCUUAUCCCCUUUUUACUUGAAAACCCUUUACUCCGUCGUCUCUGAUGAAUUUGCUGCUGCGUAUUUUCUGUGAAAUAGAAGAAGAUAACGAUGCAGAAGAAGGAACCGGAUGAGCCGCCUGAGGUUCCCGUUUACUGGAUUGAAAUCUCUGAUUCGGUCUCAAAGCGCUACCAGUUUGAACCCGAUGGACACCUCUCCGUGACCGUAGUUAAUGACUCAAGACCUGCUGUUCAAAAAGUGGCUGAUUCUUUCCUGAAUAAAUUUUUUCCUUCAGGAUACCCAUAUAGUGUGAACGAGGGGUAUCUUAGAUACACACAGUUUCGUGCACUGCAACACUUCACAAGUGCAGCCCUCUCAGUGCUAUCAACUCAGUCGCUGCUGUUUGCUGCAGGCUUGCGACCCACCCCUGCACAAUCAACCGUUGUUAGUUGGAUACUAAAGGAUGGCAUGCAGCAUGUGGGAAAGCUUGUAUGUAGUAAUUUGGGUGCAAGAAUGGAUUCAGAGCCUAAGUGCUGGAGAAUUCUGGCUGAUAUACUCUAUGACUUGGGCACGGGCUUGGAAGUUCUUUCUCCCUUAUGCCCGCAUCUUUUUCUAGAAAUGGCUGGCCUAGGAAAUUUUGCAAAGGGUAUGGCAGUUGUUGCAGCAAGAGCAACUAGAUUACCAAUAUAUUCUUCUUUUGCCAAAGAAGGCAAUCUCAGCGACCUUUUUGCAAAAGGGGAGGCUAUCUCAACUCUUUUCAAUGUUGUUGGAAUGGGAGUAGGAAUUCAGUUAGCAUCCACUAUAUGUUCAACAACGCAAGGCAAGCUGAUUGUUGGGCCUUUUCUUUCUGUCAUACAUGUAUAUAGUGUCGUUGAAGAAAUGCGAGCAACCCCUAUCAACACAUUGAACCCACAGAGAACUGCGAUGAUUGUGGCUGAUUUUCUCAAGGCAGGAAAAUUUUCAGGCCCUGCUGACCUCAGGUACCGAGAAGAUCUCCUAUUUCCAGGGCGACUCAUAAAAGAUGCUGGAAAUGUAAAAGUUGGAAGGUCUUUACAUAAGGUUAUUAAGCCUUCAAAACUUGAUGAACUAAAACAAAUAUUCCAUGAUGAGAAGUUUCUCUUAAGUCCCGGACAUAAAUGGAUUGACAUGGUACUGGAGCACAAUGCUAGUGGCGAAGAUGCAUUAAGAGGGUGGCUGGUCGCUGCUUAUGCUGCAGAACUGGAAAGGUCUAAUCACGAGCACAGUGCUUCUGUAUUGGAAGCAGCUUAUGAGAAGAUGAAUGAUGUAUUCACUCCAUUCAUAUCUGAACUGCAGGCCAAAGGGUGGCAUACUGAUCGUUUUCUUGAUGGAGGAAGUCGUUUUGCAAUGGCACUAAGCAUAUAGUCAUAGGCAAUCCUUUUAAAAGUUAGAGAAAUUCUUUGACUGGGUAGCGUUUUGCCUGAUUGUAGAACAUUUAGACAUGUAAUUUAUAACAUCUAUUUGAUUUUGAGUUUGA
Molecule: messenger RNA, 1744 nt
Organism: Ziziphus jujuba (common jujube)
Lineage: Eukaryota; Viridiplantae; Streptophyta; Magnoliopsida; Rosales; Rhamnaceae
Product: protein root UVB sensitive 2, chloroplastic
Exons: 10
Coding region: 361-1632 (423 amino acids)
Biological process (GO): auxin polar transport; response to UV-B
Cellular component (GO): chloroplast envelope
Source: RefSeq, a predicted model, not a curated record